UAGAACAGUAAUAUUGAUUGACUUACAUCGACGAUACAGACUUCUGUUUAAGGAGGUUUUUGCGGGAAAUUUUCUCUGCAAAACGUGCGUUUUGACAUUUGUUCUCAUCGUGAGUUUCAUUUCCGGUGUGUAACCGGAAAUAAAUUGUUUUAUCCCAUGGUUCAUUGGUGUCACCGCGACCUUGGCUACCACGUCAUGACACAGUGUUUGUUAUAGAGUCGAGCAUUUCUAAGAUGGCGCACCUUCUUAUAAUCUAUUGAAUUCAACCUCAUUUUAAACCACUUUUCUCGUCGGAAAAGGCUAUUUYRAAGCCAUGGCUAGUAGCAGCAGUAGUGUUAGUCGCUCGGAGUUCAUAGUUGGGGGUAAAUAUCGUCUUAUUCGUAAGAUUGGAAGCGGUUCUUUUGGGGACAUCUACCUCGCUGUCACUAUGACAAAUGGAGACGAAGUAGCUGUAAAACUUGAGUCCCAAAAAGCUCGCCAUCCUCAGCUGUUAUAUGARUCUAAGCUGUAUAAGAUUCUACAAGGAGGUGUUGGUAUUCCUUCUGUACGGUGGUAYGGUCAAGAACGGGACUAUAACGUGUUGGUUAUGGAACUUCUUGGUCCAAGCUUGGAGGAUUUGUUUAACUUUUGUUCGCGUCGCUUUACAAUGAAGACAGUUUUGAUGCUGGCCGACCAAAUGAUAAGUCGAGUUGAGUACGUUCACAAUAAAAACUUUAUUCACCGAGAUAUCAAACCCGAUAAUUUUCUCAUGGGUGUUGGUAAAAACUGCAAUAAGUUGUAUUUGAUCGACUUUGGUCUGGCUAAGAAGUACCGUGAUAGCAGAUCUAAACAGCACAUCCCUUACCGUGAAGACAAAAACUUGACUGGAACAGCUCGUUAUGCCAGCAUUAACGCUCAUCUAGGCAUUGAACAAUCCAGGAGAGACGACAUGGAAUCCUUGGGAUAUGUCCUAAUGUAUUUUAACCGCACAAGUCUGCCUUGGCAGGGUCUGAAGGCCGCUACAAAGAAACAGAAAUAUGAAAAGAUUAGCGAGAAAAAGAUGUCUACRCCGGUGGAAGUGCUUUGUAAGGGCUUUCCGGCAGAAUUCGCCAUGUACCUCAACUACUGCCGAGGUCUUCGCUUUGAUGAAGCUCCAGACUAUAUGUACCUUCGACAGUUAUUCCGAAUUUUAUUUCGCACUCUUAAUUAUCAGUAUGAUUAUAUAUUUGACUGGACAAUGCUGAAACAGAAAGCGGCGCAAGCUAGUGCUGUGAGUGGCAGCACCCCRACRAACGCCAAGAAACAAGACCACUCUUCGCAACUACCCCCUAGUUUGAUGCAACAACAAAAAGGGAUGUAUGAUGGCAUGUAUUAAGSACUUUACCCCUUGUUUAYAGUCCGAUCAUUGCUUGGUGUAGUAGAGUUAGAUCAGAGCAUUGAAGCUGUUGUACGACGCCAUAACGGAGAGCGCAGAGCCAUGACGAGAAAUAAUAGUGUACUAACUCCACGAGGUUUCUCGAGCUACAAUAACGAAAACAUGAUGUAAAUARCGUAAAAAUAGGAUUCACGAUGAACAUCGUCUUUGAGACUCUUCGGAAAAAAAACACUUUGACGAUCGAAACGGUUUCUUUUUAUAUUUAUGACCAYUUUUCCUCUCCUAGUUUGGCUUUGUUGUUACUAUUAUUAUACUCGGAUGUUGCAAGUUCUUUUGUGAUUUCACGAGAAAACAUAAGAAUGAUCACAGUUUUUGAUGUUUUUUUAUCUUCAUCUUCACGAGAUAGAACCCAUCGCAUUUAGAAUGAUUUCACUUUCUUCUUUUAACUACAUUUUAUGAAUCUUUCACAUUUCGUUAAUUUGACUGGUUCACAGAAAAUACGCUAUUAUUUUAGGAUUAAUGUUUGUUUUUCCCUCAGUGUUCAGUGUAUGUAUGACUUGAAAACUCUCGUUUUGUGAUCAUUAAAUCUAAUUUAUAUUUGUUGCGUUUUUAGUCAAUAUGUUACAGUAUUAUGGGGAAAGGAGUUUUCAAGAUGUAGACUGAAAUUUAUUUUUCUUAAUUAGUAAUAUAAAAAACCCUAGUAAURUAGAAAACCCUAUGUAAUCGCAAUUCAGAAUUUUGCUUUAGUUAUUUUGUCUAUUAAAUUUGAAAAUUGGA
Molecule: messenger RNA, 2131 nt
Organism: Actinia tenebrosa (Australian red waratah sea anemone)
Lineage: Eukaryota; Metazoa; Cnidaria; Anthozoa; Actiniaria; Actiniidae
Product: casein kinase I
Biological process (GO): protein phosphorylation
Molecular function (GO): ATP binding; protein kinase activity
Source: RefSeq, a predicted model, not a curated record